Protopolystoma xenopodis is the source of this 1377-nucleotide messenger RNA. NCBI's taxonomy places the organism in Eukaryota, Metazoa, Platyhelminthes, Monogenea, Polystomatidea, Polystomatidae. The record is from the annotation of a GenBank genome assembly.
AUGGUCAACGGAGCCCUGUUGAUUCAUUACAAUGGAACCUGCUCCAUAGCUCGACUCUAUAAUAUCAGCCGAUUAGUUAAUUCUAGUCAUGUGAGUCGGGACGAUCGUCUUCCAGCAAGCAAGGUGCUGGCGUUAACCUUCUCACUUUUGGCAUUGAUUACAAACGCUUUCUGCAUGAACGUAUUUUUGCAACAACGUCGCAAGUCUGUGAUGCGUACCAACCUUCUGUUAUUAUCCUUCACCGAAGUCUGUUUCCACCUAUGCUUAUCUAUGGACUAUGUUGUUCAAUUCGUUGUUUCUUCAGUCGAAAUUGAAAAACCAAACGCAAUGAAAUUAGGACCAGCACAUCGUUAUAUCUUCUAUGCAUUAAUUGUGUUCGGAUCUGAUUUCACUCUCUGCACACGAAAUUGGUGCAAUGUUCUGAUAACUUCAGCGCGUAGUGAAGUUGUUGUGUUUCCUCUCCGAGCGCGAAAAUGCUUUGCACGUAACCGAAUACUAACUUAUUACCUUUAUCUCAUCUUUAUCUCCUGUCUUGCUUCCCUCGUCCGCGUUUUCUACGAGCGCAUCAUUGUUUGUCAUCUCCGUCCUGAACAGAUUAUAGUUUUGGGUGGCACAACCUGGACAGAAUUGGGCAACUUGAUGCGUGAAGAUAUAAUUGGAUUGUACGAGAAGUAUGGAUUCUUCAUUUACCAGACAAUGGUGCCACUUCUGGUGGUGACGACACUUUCAGGUAUGAUUGCCUGCUACAUCUCACCAUGGAGAAAGCCAGAGAUAGCAACUGCAAACGUGGCUCGCCGACGCCAUCAAAUGAAAGCUACUAAGACUAUUCUGCUACUGGCAUCUCUUUUUUGCCUAUUUCAGACUCCAAAUUUUAUUUUCGUCUUUCUCAGCUACCACACCAAUCUGCUAGAAUCCAACUGGCACAACAACGUGCGUACUAUGUGGGUUACUGUGGCCGAUCUCCUGCUUACAUGCGAUUCUAUUUGCAAUAUUAUAGUCUACGCGCAAGGACUCACCGAUUUCAGGCACCACCUACAUUGCCGACUGCGAAAAAGGCAUAGUGAUAGGUGGACGCGACAUGAAUAUGGUUCCAGAGUUUCCAGCUACAUGGCAGGCAAUUUGAGUGCCACUCCAACUGCGAUAAGCCUUACGCUACCCGUAUGUGAUAUAUCAAAGUCAAAUCUGGAUUUACCACCAUUAAAGCAUAAUAGACUUUUCAUUAUUACCCUAAAGCGCCUUUACUGCAUUGGGAAUCAGAGAAAAGGGCAUGAAAGUGGCAGUUCUAUGAAAGAAGAAAAGGAGGAAGAAGAAAAUGGUGUAAGUUCAAAUGGAAGCCAGCAAAUAAGACAAUUAAAACGCAGCGAAACUAACAAGUAG